AUGGCAAUGCCGAACAAUACAGCACCAUGUUUUACAUGUAACCAAAAUAAAAUACCAUAUCUUUGUGUAGGAUGUUCGAGAAAAUUUUGUAUAUUGGACUUAGCAAAGCAUCGUCUAAUAUUAAAUGAAGAACUGAAUCACAUCGCCAAAGAUUAUAAUGAAUUUAAACAAAAAUUUAAUGAAGAAAAAUUGAAUUCAAAUGAUCUUGCUUUAAUAGAUCAAAUUAAUCAAUGGGAAGUAGAUUCAUAUGAAAAAGUUAAACAAAAGGCAAAAAAUUGUAGAGAAAUUGUGAGUGAAUCUUCCAGACUUAAGCAUGAUAUUGAAAAGAAAUUGAAUGAUUCAAGUGAACACAUAGAACAAAUUCAAAAAGAAAAUGAAUUUAAUGAAACUAAUUUGAAUUACUUAACAAAUGAAUUAAUAAAAAUGAAAGAAGAAGUAAAUUAUCUACCAAAGGUUUCUAUUGAACAAGAUUAUCACCCAUUUAUUAAUGAAAUUUCAGUUCUUUCAUUACAAAUAUCAAAAUUAAAAAAAUGGAAACAAAAUGCCAUCACUGUGGCUGGUGGAAAUAGAAAAGGGCAGGAAUCAAAUCAAUUCAAUCGUCCUACAGGAAUUUGUAUUGAUGAAAAUAAAAACAUUUUUAUUGUUGAUUCUGGAAAUCAUCGUGUUGUAGAAUGGAAAUGUAAUGAAAAUGAAGGACAAAGCAUUGCGGGUGGAAAUGGGGAAGGAAAUCGAAUGGAUCAGUUAAGGUAUCCAAUAGAUGUAAUUGUUGACCAAAAAAAUAACUCGAUCAUCAUUGCUGAUUUUCAUAACAGACGAGUGAUUCAAUGGGUGAAUCAAAAUCAACAAAUUCUCAUUGACAAUAUUAACUGUCGUGGCUUGGGAAUGGAUAAACAUGGAUUUCUUUAUGUUUCUGAUUAUAAGAAGAAUGAGGUACGGCGAUGGAAAACUGGAGAAUACAACAAUGAAGGGAUUAUAGUGGUAGGUGGAAAUGGGCGAGGAAAUCAGCUCAACCAACUUAAUAAUCCUAGUUUUAUCUUUGUUGAUGAAGAUCAAUCUGUUUAUGUAUCAGAUUGCAACAAUCAUCGUGUGGUGAAAUGGAGACAAGGUGCAAAAGAAGGUAAAAUUGUAGCUGGAGGAAGUGUGAAUCAAUUGUCUUUACCUGAAGGAAUAGUUGUUGAUGAUUUGGGUCAAAUCUAUGUGGUAGAUGGUUUGAAUCAUCGAAUAAUGCGUUGGUGUGAAGGAAAAGAAGAAGGCGAAAUUGUUGUUGGUGGAAAUGAAAAAGGAAGUCGAUCAAAUCAACUGCAUGGUCCCAGUAAUUUAUCUUUUGAUGUUGAAGGAAAUCUUUAUGUUGCUGAUACUUUUAAUCAUCGAAUUCAAAAGUUUGAAAUAGUUUUGUGA
Adineta steineri is the source of this 1398-nucleotide messenger RNA. The record is from the annotation of a GenBank genome assembly. Lineage: Eukaryota; Metazoa; Rotifera; Eurotatoria; Adinetida; Adinetidae.